Miscanthus lutarioriparius is the source of this 411-nucleotide messenger RNA. Lineage: Eukaryota; Viridiplantae; Streptophyta; Magnoliopsida; Poales; Poaceae. The record is from the annotation of a GenBank genome assembly.
AUGGAGAACCACGAGAUCCGCGGCGAGGAAGCCCCAGCCACGGCCGCCGCCGUCGCUGACGGCGGCAGCAGCCUGCUGGGCGCCACGCAGCAGCUCAUCGAUCACGAGGGCGGUCCACUCCAGCCCGCGGCCGCGGCCGGGCAAGGCGGAGGCGGCCUCCGCGGCGCCCUGCAGCAGCUCAUCGAUCUCAGGGACCGCCGCCUGCAGGCCGCGAGCUUCUUCCUUGUCUGGGGCUACUGCGUGCUCAUCAACGCCACUGUCCUGAACCCCGCCACCAACCUCGAGCACAAGUUCGUGGGCUUCGUCAUCCUCGUAACCGGCGCCUGGCUCGCUCUUCUCACGCUCGCCGGGGCCGGUGCAGGGCGGGCUGCGGCGCGUGCAGAGAGAUUUCUCAGGGGAUUGUUCUUCUAG